AUGGCAGGUGAACAGGUCUCUUCCCCACAAUGGGGUAUCCGACUUCAUCUGUGCUUUUUCGAGCGAAGUUCAGGCAUAACAAGGGUGGUGGAACAGAAAGCCUUAUCUACUCAUCGUGUACUUGUUCACUUGGGUCUAGUAAGGAGCCCUGAUAAGAUACACAACGAUUUGGGCGAUUUGCUCCUGAUAAACGCCUCCAGAUUGCUUCCAUUCCCUAAAAUCCGUGUAACCACAGCCUCUGCCUGCUGUUGCCAAGCCCUGAAGAGUGGAGACCAUCCGAUUGUGGAAAUCGCGCCACGAAUCCGUCCAUCCCGACCAAACUCCCAUAGGCGCGGGGUUAUAGCCAUGAACGUUCUAGUGCUCCGAAGUAGUCCACGCACUACUACUAGUAAGCCUGGCGCAGCUUACACUUGGGAUGUUCGUUCGGCUCGGCCGGAGGUAGAACGUGGGUGCUUAGUGGGCAGGGGAACUCAGCUACUCCGUAGUACUGACUAG
This is a messenger RNA of Aspergillus niger, 495 nucleotides long. RefSeq lists its product as hypothetical. The transcript is spliced from 4 exons. Bases 1 to 495 code for a protein of 164 amino acids. Lineage: Eukaryota; Fungi; Ascomycota; Eurotiomycetes; Eurotiales; Aspergillaceae. The record is from RefSeq and is a predicted model, not a curated record.